AUGAUAAGGUGGCACCUGUAUAAGGUGAUGGAGUGGUGCCAAACAGCCAUACUUAUAAGUGCAUAUAAAUUCUUGCAAGAAUCUAAAGGUGCUUGGUGCCGAGAUGCCAAUACUGAUUUUUGGAAGCGGCUUUGGUCAUUAAAAAUUCAUCCUAAGAUCAGUAAUUUUUUAUGGCGAGUUGCUUCGGGUGUGCUUCCAACUUGUUCUCAACUCCAAAAGCGCCAUGUUCCUGUCAAUGCCGACGACUGCCCUUUGUGCAAUUCUAGUACUGAAACUAUUCAACAUGCGUUGGUGGAAUGCUCGUUUGCAAAGGCUGCUUGGCAUCGCAGCAUAGUGGAUGUCGAGACUAGGACUGUAACAUUCAGUAGCUGGUUGUUGGGAAUUUUCACCAGGGGACACGAAGUUGAAAUGGAGGAAGUGGCGAUGAAAAGGAAGGACCUUUCGUUGUCUCCUUUGAAUGAUGGGGGGCGGAACUGUGAGCGUUGGAUUGUACCUGUGUUAAACAAGACUAAAGUUAAUGUUGAUGGGGCUUUAUUUGAACAAGAGAGGCAGUUUGGAGUGGGCUGUGUAGCUCGAGAUCAUCAUGGAACCAUGGUAGAAGCUUUCAAGAAGGAAAAGGUUGGACAUGUCCGACCCGAAAUUACUGAGAUCAUAGGCAUCAAAGAAGUUGCGACUCAUCCCUGUGACAAUGUAGUGUUAGAAAUGGAUAGUGUGGUUGUGUGCUUCAGUUAG
Molecule: messenger RNA, 732 nt
Organism: Cannabis sativa
Lineage: Eukaryota; Viridiplantae; Streptophyta; Magnoliopsida; Rosales; Cannabaceae
Exons: 4
Coding region: 1-732 (243 amino acids)
Source: RefSeq, a predicted model, not a curated record